This is a messenger RNA of Triticum dicoccoides, 1322 nucleotides long. Its product is annotated as cytosolic sulfotransferase 17-like. The record is from RefSeq and is a predicted model, not a curated record. The coding region runs from base 70 to 1095 and encodes 341 amino acids. Lineage: Eukaryota; Viridiplantae; Streptophyta; Magnoliopsida; Poales; Poaceae. The transcript has a single exon. Gene Ontology annotation, molecular function: sulfotransferase activity.
CAACUACUCCUUGAUUAUUACUCGGCCUCCGGAGCACGCGCGCGGGCGGGGCACGGCGCGGCGCGACCAAUGGCAGCGUCCCCCGACGCCGAUGACGCCGACAUGGCCGAGCUGCCGCUGGAGACGCGGUGCCCGCCGACGCCGCUCAGGCAGUACGGCGGCUUCUGGUGGCCCGAGCCGAUCCUCCCGGUCCCGGGAGUCGUGGCCGCGCGCGCGCGGUUCGAGCCGAGGCCGUCCGACGUCUUCCUCGCCAGCUUCCCCAAGUCCGGCACCACCUGGCUCAAGGCCCUCGCCUUCGCCGCGCUCCACCGCGCCGACCACCCGCCGCGCGCCCCCGACCACCCGCUCCGCCGCCGCAACCCGCACGACUGCGUCGAGUUCCUGGAGGGGCUCUUCGCGCUCUCGCCGUCGCCGGUCAAAGGCGGAGACGUGUUCGCGCCGCACCCUUCGCCGCGCGUCAUCGCCACCCACAUCCCCUACUCGCUCCUGUCAGAGCGCGUCACCGCGGAGGGCGCCGGAUGCAAGGUCGUGUACGUCUGCCGCGACCCCAAGGACGCCUUCGUCUCCACGUGGAUGUUCGCCAACAAGAUGACGGAGGCCGCCGCCGCCGCCGACAACAAUGGCGAUCCGCCGCCACCUCCAGCGCCGUUCACGAUCGAGGACGCGUUCGAGCUCUACUGCCAUGGUCGGUCCAUGGGCGGCCCACAGUGGCACCAUGUUGCCGGCUAUUGGGAGGCGAGCCGGAGGCGGCCCGAGAAGGUGCUCUUCCUCCGGUACGAGGGCAUGCUUCGGGACCCGGCGGGCAACGUAAGAAAGCUGGCGGAGUUCAUGGGGUGCGCGUUCUCCGGCGAGGAGGAGGCCGCGGGGGUGGUGCGGGACAUCGUCGAGCUGUGCAGCAUCGACGCCUUGAAGAACCUGGAGGCGAACAAGGACGGUGGUCAAUCGUACGUGAAGAACGAGUCCUUCUUCCGGAAGGGGGUCGCCGGGGACUGGAGCAACCACAUGACGCCGGCGAUGGCUGUGCGGAUGGACAAGAUUGUCGAGGAUGCACUCCAAGGGUCGGAGUUCACCUUCAACGCCAUGGCUGACCGGUAGGCCGGCAGGGACGAUCGAUGCUGAGAAACUAGCACGGCCAGGCCGGCCGGCUGGUCCAUGAACACAAGGAGUGAAGCAGAAGGAAUGUCGAUGUUCAGUUGUUCAUGUAAAACUGACAGAGGAGUCCACUUUACUUUCUGGACUUGUUACCAUUUACUUCUCCAUUUUACCUAUACUUGCGUUUGUUGCAACGGGAGAGAAAAUAAUAUGCAUUUAAAUUUAGUGAG